GGGAGGAGAAUCCGCUCCGUAAUGGCGGACACGUGCGGCCAAGUACUUUUGGGAUCCGGACUCACCGUCCUUUCCCACCCGCUGAUGUACAUUAAAGUCCUGGUGCAGGUUGGACAUGAGCCUCUUCCUCCGACCCUGGGCAGAAACCUGUUUGGCAGGCAAGUCUACCAGCUCCCUGGACUUUUUGCAUACGCAAAACACAUCAUCAAGGUUGAUGGUAAAGCAGGUCUCUUUAACGGGCUGGCCCCAAGGCUCUGUGCCGGCACCAUCGGAACCAUCGUACACAGCAAAGUUUUGCAGAAAUGUCAGGAACAAGACAAAUUCCAGGUAAUGGGCAGCAGUCAGAGGGCAGAAGAAAGCUCUGUACAGCACACAGUCAAUGAGACCACCAAAGAAAUGAUUGCUCGUUCCUGUGCCACAAUCGUCACACAUCCCUUCCAUGUGAUCACUUUGCGGUGUAUGGUCCAGUUUAUCGGGAGAGAAACUAAAUAUAGUGGUGUGUUUGAUUCCAUAAUCACCAUCUACAGAGAAGACGGUGUCCUUGGGUUCUUUGCGGGUUUGAUCCCUCGGCUACUCGGGGACAUGCUGUCUCUGUGGAUCUGUAACCUGCUGGCUCACUUCAUCAACACAUAUGCCAUAGACGACUCGAUGAGCCACACUGGAGAAAUCAGAAACUGCUCUCAGGCUGUGACAGGGUUUUUUGCCAGUAUGCUCACAUACCCUUUCGUUUUGGUGUCAAACUUGAUGGCGGUGAAUAACUGUGGACUAGCUGGGGGUCUUCCUCCUUAUGCAUCAGUAUAUCCCACCUGGGUGGACUGCUGGAGGCAUCUAAGCAAAGAGGGGAACAUGAGCAGAGGCAACAGUUUAUUUUUCCGAAAGCUUCCAGCGGGGAAGACGUAUGCCAUUGACCAGAAAAGAUUUUUUUAAACUGGGAAGAAAUUGAACAAAGUAGAAUCUAAUUGUAAUUAUAUUAAAAAAAAUGACAUUGCCUGAUGUGGAGGUUGGAACAGCUGGCACCUAAUCUUUUGUAUGCACAUGUUUAAUGUUUUUUUUUAAACCUGUCUGCCACCAAGUGAUAGAACUGCAGUUGUUUUCAGCAGUAGAUUGGACUCACUCAUUUUGUUUUUGAUUCAUAUUAAGAGAUUUAUGCAAAUUGAAACUGCUGGAUGCUGAAAUGAAGCCACGGCAGCUGCUGUGUGAAAAGCCAUCAGUAACCCCCGCCCAAAAAAGUGAAUUCCUCCUUUGCUUAUUAAAAUGCUGAAGUUUGCAUGUGGUAGUGUCUAAUUCCAAGUUUAGCUGGACCUCUGUCGUCAUGUGAUGUUGUCUUGGUGUGUCAGUAAUGAGUCGAGCCUGUCGAGGGUUUAGUAGCACCAGUGAUCAGAAAGACCGUAAGGAAACUCUGUGAAGCCUCAAACUUCACAGAGUUUCCUGAGCCGACCAUUUCUAGCCUUUUCAAAGUAAAGUGCUUGUAAGAACUCAACUGAUCCAAAUAAAGACUCUUGCAUUUUUGACCUUCUGUGUUCCAUUUGGUCCUUUAAUGGUUUGAUGUAAGAUGCAACAAAAUGUAAUGUGGACUGUGCAGCCUCGCUAAGUGCAGAACUAGAAAUGUUUCGUCAUGGCUUGAAAACUUUUAAUUUAAGCUGUUAAGUGUUUUCUCAAGAAUGCAAUAAAUCUAAGUCAUUCCAAACAACAGUGUCCCAUAAGCGCUUCCUCACAUUUGUUUAAAAUGAAACCUCCCCAGAUGUGGAGCUCACCUCUGAACCUGUGUAUUACCAUUUCAAGAGGGGGCAGAUGUAAAUGUUACUCAUGGCAAGUACCCCGGGUCUUGGAACCGUUUCUU
Lampris incognitus (smalleye Pacific opah) is the source of this 1840-nucleotide messenger RNA. RefSeq names its product mitochondrial carrier homolog 2 (gene mtch2). Gene Ontology annotation, cellular component: mitochondrion; membrane. Gene Ontology annotation, biological process: positive regulation of apoptotic process. The coding region runs from base 22 to 927 and encodes 301 amino acids. The record is from RefSeq and is a predicted model, not a curated record. NCBI's taxonomy places the organism in Eukaryota, Metazoa, Chordata, Actinopteri, Lampriformes, Lampridae. The transcript has 13 exons.